Molecule: messenger RNA, 1082 nt
Organism: Caenorhabditis auriculariae
Lineage: Eukaryota; Metazoa; Nematoda; Chromadorea; Rhabditida; Rhabditidae
Source: the annotation of a GenBank genome assembly
AUGAAAUACUUCUGCGUCGCGCUCUGCGUCUUCGUCUGCGUUUCUGCGGCUCCUUACCGGUCAGUUCAAUCCAAUUUUUACAUUUUUUAUAUCUUCAACUUGUGUAAAACAUAAUAAAUAAAUCUGAAAAGGUUUAACCCUAUAAAACGCCUAGUAUUUUCACAGUUUCUUUUUUACCUAUUUUUUUCAUAUUCUUUCAUUUUCUAUCAUUCUCACGUCUUUCAAGGUUCAUCAGAUAAGGAACAGUAAUUUUUACAAAAAUUCAAAAAACAUCUCUUUCACGGAAAGUAGUUUGAAACAAUCUUGCUCCUUUGGCAGAGAAAAUAAUAAACAGGAAAGUUUAAAGCGUUUCAAGAAAGGUCAAUUGAAAUUACCACUAAAUUCAACUUGAUUUAUUGAAUGGGUACCUCUCGGUUACUUUGAAAUUCCGAAAAAAAAUCAGAAGCUAUGAGAUUCUUUUCAUCAGCCAUUUUCAGGAGCUGACUGUUCGAAAAUCAUGAAAAAAAAAUUAAGAACAAACUGGUCUUAUUAUCGAGCAAAAUAUGAAUAUUUUCAGAUCCAAGCGCGGAUCUUACGGACCACCAAGCGGAUAUUAUCCUCAGCAGUCGUCGUAUGGGCCGCCAUCCUACCAGAACGGCGGCGGCUACGGCAGACCUCAGAGCAGCUACGGACCUCCUCAAGGCCAGUAUGGUGGAAACAGCUACGGCAGACCUGGCUACGGCGGAAACCAGUACCAACAAGGAGGCAACUAUCCUAACGGCGGCUUCGAACAGCAAGGAGGAUUCCCCAAUCGAGGAUUGAACUCUGGUCCUGAAUUCGGCAACAACCAAGAAUUCUCUCGGGGUCCAGCUUUCGCUCCUCAGCAGCCCGCUUUCGACGCUAACAACGGCAACAGCGGCAAUCCUUCUUUCGGAGGUCAACCUAACUUCGGAGGUCAAGAGGCCGGAGCUGGAUUUGCAGCCGACGCGGCUCCAUCCGAACAAGGACCACCACCACCUCCUCUCGCUGCUGACGUCGCUCCAAAAACCACUGACUCGGUCUCCGAAACUUCCUCCACUGAUACCCACACGUCUCGAGUGUAA